This is a messenger RNA of Darwinula stevensoni, 1445 nucleotides long. The record is from the annotation of a GenBank genome assembly. NCBI's taxonomy places the organism in Eukaryota, Metazoa, Arthropoda, Ostracoda, Podocopida, Darwinulidae.
AUGCUCUCUGCUAGCAGGCACCUGCUCAUGCGCAAUGCAGAAGAAGAGGCCGGUCUCCCUUCUCUCGUACACUAUUGUAUUGCUAGUGCUACAGGAUAUCCCUAUGCAUUGGCCAGAGGAGGCCAUCAGGCGCUGGCCUCCCGGGUUAUCAUUCAUCAAAUGGCUCAGAAAGGAAAAGAGGGACGUUUCCUGGCUCCAUCCAACUUCCUAGAGGAGUCUUUCCGACAGAACUUCACCAGUCUGUCACAAAGGAAUCAGUCUUGGACAUUUUCUGAGGGAUCGGCCUCAUGUGUUAGGCCAACAUUCACCGAACCACCCAUCAGCCUGGAGGCAGUUCGGAGGAAAUAUUUGUUGCUGAAGUUGUUGUUUGGGGCAGUGGAAGCAAUCGCCACGGGUAAUGGAGAUGAUGCGAUGCAAGAGUUGAAAGGGUCGUCUGUGCAGACUUCUGGAUUCACAGAAGCAGAAAGAGUGGCAUUGUACCGGUCAAUGGCAAUGGCAGAUUUAUUCCUUGGAGAUGAAUCAAGGACAGAUGUCUCAUCUUUCCAUAGCAGUUGUGAAGAGAAUGAGAAGCUGGUGGCUGCAGUAGAUUCAGUAAUUCUUCACAAGGAACUUACUUCUCAUUUGAGUGCACAGGCUAAAGACAUCAAGAUGGCCAUCCAGGGUAUUACUUCCUCAACAUCUGAGCCACCAUCCAUCUUGAAGCACCUCAGAAAGGAAUCUUCUGAAAAGAGACAAGGAAUGAUAGAAGAACAACUGACUCAAGUGAAGCGCAUGACUGAAAUCAGAUCAGUCAACAAAACAUUUAAUGCCCUACUUGAAGAAGUCAUCAAAGCAAAACAGAGAGCUACAGAAAAGGAGUCUCAUCCACAGCUUAAACGAUACCUAGAGCUGAAAUUCAAGAUUUUGCAGCAAAAGGCAAGGAUCAUGGAAUUGGAGCUCCUGUGCAUGACAUACACCCCAGAUGUCAUCAAGGCACUCGAAAGGAUCAGUGCCAUGCUCAGAGAAGAGGAGGAAAAGAUGGAAAGGGACUUUGCCAUCGCACAGAGAGAACUCCAACGAUACUCUGGCUUAAGUGCUAGCUUCUUUGAAAUUGUUGAAGAGUACACCAGAGUGAAGAAAAACAUUGCUAAUUUGCAGUGGGGUCUUGACAGGUACAAAUGAUGCUUCCCACAGCUCUGUUUUAAUGUAUUGUAAUAAUGAGGAUGCUAUAUGGUCAGGUUUGGUUAUGUAAGAUUUUAUUCAAGGUUGUGCUGUUAUCUGCAACUAUUUUUUACAUUGGAGAGAGGGUAUAUGAUGAUAUAGGCAUGAUCUUUCCAGUGAGAAAAUUUCACACGUAGCCUCAAUGACCUUAGAUUGCAGCAAGACUUACAUGGAACAAUUUUUUACCUCUCCCCUUUUCUAUUUCAAUAUUCAUAUACUUUUUACCAAUUCAGGAUUGGCAGACU